AUGUCGGACCAGAAGCAACCCCUCAUCAACAAUGGCGGCUAUCGCGAGUCGCUCGACGAAGAUCUCGAUCCACGCUACGCAACCGAGUCAUAUCAACACCAAGCUGCUAGCAACAAUGUCAUGUUCGACGCAGCAUCGACAGUCGAGUCCCAAUCACAACCUCGUGGCGAUCCAGCCUGGCAGCAGUCCCAACAGUCGUUCCUACAAGGCGGAGGAGGACCCAGCUACACAAACUCUUUUGGAACAUCAUCAACUUUGAGCCUUAGUGGUAUUUGUGCGGCGGCGUGGGCGCUUCCACCGUUUAGCUCGGCAGUGGUGUUAAUUUGGGAGACAGAGAAUGACUUGGCGAGGUUCCAUGCGUAUCAGGCUGGAAUCAGCGGUGUAGCACUCAUUGUGUUACUGUGGAUAUUGAGGACAGUACUUGGAUUGAAGACGAUUGGGUUGUUGGUCGGGAUGGGCACUUAUGGGUGGUUCUGGGUCAAUGCAUCAACGGCACACAAAUCAGCACCAUCUUUAUCGAGAAACCCUUAUCUACCACACAUUGGCGACAUAGCAUCCAGAUGGGUCGGCGAAGAAUGA
Molecule: messenger RNA, 579 nt
Organism: Ustilago hordei
Lineage: Eukaryota; Fungi; Basidiomycota; Ustilaginomycetes; Ustilaginales; Ustilaginaceae
Exons: 2
Coding region: 1-579 (192 amino acids)
Source: RefSeq, a predicted model, not a curated record